This is a messenger RNA of Hemisphaericaspora subhashii, 1263 nucleotides long. It is a transcript of the gene ECM331, whose product is annotated as Ecm331p. Lineage: Eukaryota; Fungi; Ascomycota; Pichiomycetes; Serinales; Debaryomycetaceae. Bases 1 to 1263 code for a protein of 420 amino acids. The transcript has a single exon. The record is from RefSeq and is a predicted model, not a curated record. Gene Ontology annotation, cellular component: plasma membrane; fungal-type cell wall. Gene Ontology annotation, biological process: fungal-type cell wall organization.
AUGAAAUUAGCUCCAUUACUUAUUGGACUUAUAACCUCCUUAUCCCUCGUCCAUGCCGACGACGACGAUGAAUCCAGCAGUACCACUGCCACCUCCAACAGAAACCCAUGUUCAUUCAGUAGAACCACCAUUACUCAAUCCACCGGAGUUCAAGAAAUCAACUCAUGUGCUACAUUAGAUGGUGAUAUUACAAUUAGUGGUUCUGAGAUUGAAAUACUUGAUUUACCAGGUAUUAGACAAUUAGAGGGUAGUUUAACUGUGAUUAACUCCCCCACGAUUUUGAAUGUUAAUUUCUUACUGUUGGCUAAUAUUACUGGUGCUUUGAAGAUGCAGAAUAUGACUAGAUUGGUGAAUGUUCAAUUACCUGCCUUGAAUAUUUCUAAGGAUUUACAAUUGGUUAGUUUACCUUCUUUGGAAGUUUUGGGUUUAAAUUCUGAAAUGUAUAGUAUUGAAAAAGUUGUUUUGUCAGAUACUGCUUUAAGUGAUAUAAAUGGUUUUAAUGGAUUUGAAAAUAUUCAUAAUAUGAAUAUUAAUAAUAAUAAGAAUAUUACAAGAUUAAAUUUUGGUAAUUUAAAGACAGUUACUGAAAAUUUGAUUUUAUCAUUUAAUCAUGAUAAUGCUAUAGUUGAAAUGGAUGAAUUAAUUUGGGCUGCUAAUUUAACAAUUCAAGAUGUUGCUGGUGUUAGUCUUAAGAAUUUGACUAAUGUUAAUGGUUCAUUAAGUUUAAGUUUUAAUACUUUUGAAUCAUUAGAUUUAGAUUCUUUAACUAAUGUUGGUACAUCAUUACAAAUCUUUGCUAAUGAUGAUUUAACUGAUUUAUCCGUUAAUAAUUUAACUGAAAUUUCUGGUGAAUUUAAAAUGUUUAAUAAUACUGCUUUAGAAGAUAUGAAUAAUACAUUUACUUCAUUAAGAAGAGUUAGAGGUGCAGUUAGUAUUACUGGUGUAUUUGAAACUUUAGAAAUGCCAAGUUUAGAAAGAGUCGAUGGAGAUUUCAUGAUGACUUCAACUGAUGAAGAUUUUAAUUGUGAUGCAUUUGAUGAAUUACAUGAUAGAGGAGAUAUUCAAGGUCAUAAUUAUGAAUGUGCAGCUCAAAAAUCAGAAGCAUUUAGUUCUGAUGAAGUUGAUAGUGAUGAUGAUUCAAAUGGUGGUAGUGGAGGUAGUGGUGGUAGUGGAUCGGGUAAUUCAAGUGCUGGUGAUAAGUUAUUUGUUCCAAGUGUUUUGUUAUCAAUCAUUGUUGGUAUCUUAGCUAUUAAUUAUGUUUAA